Molecule: messenger RNA, 975 nt
Organism: Zychaea mexicana
Lineage: Eukaryota; Fungi; Mucoromycota; Mucoromycetes; Mucorales; Lichtheimiaceae
Product: RNA polymerase II subunit A C-terminal domain phosphatase SSU72
Exons: 5
Coding region: 69-644 (191 amino acids)
Biological process (GO): termination of RNA polymerase II transcription
Cellular component (GO): mRNA cleavage and polyadenylation specificity factor complex; nucleus
Molecular function (GO): RNA polymerase II CTD heptapeptide repeat phosphatase activity
Source: RefSeq, a predicted model, not a curated record
UGUGCGUUUCUCUCCUAUUAUAAUUCCUCAACACAUAUUCUUCUCUCGAUACUAUUACAUAUUAUACAAUGGUCAAAUAUGCAGUGAUCUGUGCUAGUAAUCAAAACCGAUCCAUGGAGGCUCAUAAUGUGCUGAGCAAGAAAGGCUUUGAUGUCUCUUCAUAUGGUACGGGUAGCAUGGUACGUCUUCCCGGUCCAGCCAUUGACAAGCCUAAUAUCUAUUCGUUUGGUACACCGUACGAUCGAGUUUAUCAAGAACUGAAGCAAAAAGACUCUCAACUUUAUACGCAAAAUGGAUUAUUAACCAUGUUAGACCGUAACCGGAAAGUAAAGGAAGCACCACAGCGAUGGCAAGAGUCUCAUGAAAUGUAUGACGUUAUCAUCACUUGUGAAGAACGUUGCUUUGAUGCAGUGGUGGAAGAUUUGUCAAAUCGUGGUCAAGGAUAUAACACAAGUACGCAUGUUUUGAAUGUGGAUAUUAGAGAUAAUCACGAAGAUGCAUUAUUAGGAGGAAGAGCGAUUUUGCAGCUCGCUCAAAUGAUCGAAGCAUCCACAGAUAUAGACGCAGAAAUCGGUGGGAUCAUAGAUGCCUUUGCUACAAAGAAUUUGAAUUACCCAUUGCUUCAUACCGUUGCCUAUUUCUAAAUAAGAAAGCGCUUCGUGACGUUUCUUUCCCUCCCUCCUCUUUACUUUUCCGCCAUUCUUACCCAGCAUCAUUCCAUUUGUAUUUAUCAAACAUCACAUCGUAUGUUAUAUGUUCUUUCUGGCAAUUUAUAACGGAUUUACAUGUGAUAUUCAGAUGGUGCAUCCCAUUUAUUUAUUUUUAUUUUUGUAAAAGAGGCGGACCUCCAAAAUAGUUUAUUUACGAGGACUUGUUCAUUGGAAGGGAAGUCCCCGCAGCUGCAGGUAGCUCAAGGGAGGGAGAUGGUAUGAGGAUUAGGUAUGGUAGUGAUUAGCGAUUCAAAGGUGUGUGGGG